Messenger RNA from Capsella rubella, 501 nucleotides. RefSeq lists its product as uncharacterized. The record is from RefSeq and is a predicted model, not a curated record. Lineage: Eukaryota; Viridiplantae; Streptophyta; Magnoliopsida; Brassicales; Brassicaceae. The transcript has a single exon. Bases 49 to 315 code for a protein of 88 amino acids.
UUUUUUUGGUAAUCAAGAUCGAUCAAUACAAUUUUUAAAUACAGAGUUAUGGAGGGUCAAAGUUUGAAGAAUGUUCUGAUGAUUACGGCAUUGUUGACGAUGAUGUUUUCGGCACAAAUGGCGCAUUCGAGUGAUGUGGAUAUGUGUAUCAAACAUUGUGUCUCAAGACAAUGUCCUAAAGAGGUCAAAAAGGCUACUCCUGCCAUGUGCGAGGUUGGUUGCAAAAAGCUUUGCAAUGAAAAACAAUUUGAUCAUGAACAAUACGUUAAGCCGGGUGGUUGGAUCUGCAAAACUUGGCCUUCAGUUUGUGCCUAAUCUAUAUAAUCAACAGAAGCUCUCAUCAUUCUUUGUUAACCCUCCAUAUCUAUUUGUAAUUCACUUUUUGUACUAUAUUGGUCUAUUUUUCUCAAUUAAUAAUAUCUUUCUUUUUUUUUUUGUUCUUGAUCGCAAAUAUGCAUGUUGUGGUUCUUGGUUUUUUUUUUAUGAGUUAGAAAUUACAAA